This is a messenger RNA of Diabrotica balteata, 336 nucleotides long. Lineage: Eukaryota; Metazoa; Arthropoda; Insecta; Coleoptera; Chrysomelidae. The record is from the annotation of a GenBank genome assembly.
AUGAAUCAGGUUCGAAGUGCAAAUUAUUACUCUGUCAUAUUUGACGAAACGACCUACGUAUCCCACGUGGAACAGCUUUCUCUAAAUUUGAGAUACAUACAAAAUAACAACAUUCGUGAAGACUUUGUUAAGCUCAUUUACGCUUAUGACAACAUAAAAAUAAUUAAUGAAAAUGAAGGGAAAAUAGUAUUAAACUGGUUGAAAGACCUGCACUUGGAUCCGAAGAAAUUUGUAGGAAUCGGUACUGACAGUUACAGCGUAAUGAGCUCUGAAGCAGUCAGUGCAGUAAAAGAAAUAAAAACGGUCCCAAAAGUGCAGUUAGAUGUCUUUGCCUGA